AUGCGGAGGUUUUUGUUGGCGGUAAUCGUGUUGUCGGCGCACCGUCGGUGGGACGGAUGCGCCUACCCGACGUCUGCGGAGUCAGCUGCAGACGGGGAAUGCCGCGUGUCCGUACAGCGGUUCCGGUCAGUCGGCCUGUACGACACUCCGACGUCGCGGAUCGACCAAGGAGACAAUCUGAAAGUGUGUCAGUCGAGGAAGAGCUGUUGCAACGCCGCCACCGAGGCUCGAUUGAUAGACAUGGUGGACAGCGAAUACAAGAGACACCUGGCUGCUCAGGCCGGCUACGUUUAUGACCUGCUCAAUUCCACCGCCCAUCACUUGCAAGAUCACAUGACACACAUGAUCCGGAAGUCCAAGAGCAAAACGGUCCGGGUGCUGGCGGACGUGUACGCUAGCAUCGAAGGACCGGCCGCGGGUCCGUUGGACGCGUUCUACGGGCGGCUGUCGCGGUACGUGCACGAGGACCCGGAAACGACCCCGGCGACGAGCCUGGAGGACGCGGCUUCCCGGCUGUUCACCGACCUGUUUCCGGUCGUUUACCGGACGGUGGCCGCGGCGGCCGACAGACCAGACGGCGGCGCCACCGAGUUCGACGACGAUUACGUUCAGUGUCUAACCGGCAAAUCGUUCGAUGUUAAACCGUUCGGCGACGUGCCCUACACGCUGGCCAAGGACAUUUCUAGGACGUUCGCCGCCACCAAUGUACUCGUACACGCACUAAGAUACGGUGGCCAACUAGUGGACGAAGAGCACUCCCGGUCGUGGUUGGGCUACGGAAACAAGGAACAGUGUUCGGCGGCGCUCACCCGGAUGAGACAGUGCUCGUGGUGCGACGGCAAGGACGCAAAACCGUGUCACGGGCUGUGCGUGAACGUGAUCCGCGGGUGUCUGGCCAGGGAGACUGCGCACCUGGACGCGCCGUGGACCGGAUACUAUGAAGCCGUCGACCGGCUAGUGUCGGCCAUCAACAACGGUCAGUCGUCGGUGUGUCUGGAGGACCUGCUCAGAUCCCUGCACUCGAGGAUAUCCGAAGCCAUCAUGUACGCGAUGAACCACGCUUCCGAUAUACAAAACAACGUGAAAUACUUUUGCGGUCCCGCGAGGUGGAACACUCAUGCCCCGGCCACAGCUUCAUCGUCAGGCGCGGCCAAGACGCCAGAGAGCCAGGAAGUGUGGAACGUCGAAGAAGAGGACCUUAGCACCGCACUGCUCACUUCCAAGUUGACCAAGUUUUCUGACCCGGAAACCGCGGUCAGGGUACGGGGACUGUUCUCAGAUAUGGCACGGUCCAUGUGCACAAACUACACGACGACAGACUGCUGGAACGGCCGAUCUGUGGGAGAGUAUACGGACAACGUCGUCGGACCGUUGUUGAGCGCGCAAAUGUACAACCCGGAAUUCGAUUGGACGGCUUCCAUCAACUCCCAAGACAACAAAGUGGCGGAAGUCAUCGACAAGCUCAGGCACAUCAGACAAACGGUGUUGAACCAAUUGAGUUCGAGUCCACAAUCUGACUCGUUCAUGGCCGACGAGGCCGAAGGGUCCGGCGAAGGCAGUGGCGCCGCCAGGGGCAGUUGGGACGAUGAUGACGAUAACGCAGACUACUCAUCGGGCGACGGUUCCGGCGAGAACCCGAUCACCACUCAGUUGCCUAACGCCGACGAUUCACAAUUCAAACCGACUGAUAAAUCGGGACCGAAAUCGGGACCGGACGUGGUGAUAAACUCCAACGAACCUUCGGGCGCCGCACCAUCUACACGACUGCACGCACCCCUAUUGAUAACGGUGUGCUUGAUGGUCAUCCCCGCGUUGCAACAGCUGCAGACGAGGAUAUAUUUUUAA
Messenger RNA from Macrosiphum euphorbiae (potato aphid), 1845 nucleotides. Lineage: Eukaryota; Metazoa; Arthropoda; Insecta; Hemiptera; Aphididae. The record is from the annotation of a GenBank genome assembly.